AGUUUUAUAGACUAUUUCUAAUGAAUAUAUUAUACUAUUCCAGUUUACAGAUUGUGGACGUCUUUACUUUUGUGGAAAGCUGAAAUUCAGUAAAAGAGUAUUCAGUCUGUUUUACUACAAAUAUAAGGAAUCUGGAAAAGAGGAUAAGAAAUCAACCAGUUCAGUUCAACCUAAUGAUACACGAACAUCUGCUCACCUUAUCACUCGAGUCCCGGAUUUCAGCCAACGAUAUCUACUUCCAUUGUUUUGCCUUCUAUCAAUGGGUUCCAUUUUGCUUAUCAAUCCAGGGAAUAUUGUUCUUUCUACCUCAUUUUGCUUGGCAGACAUUCGCCACACAUCUAAUGGGUGGAAAUCUAGAAGCGAUUUUAGAUAUGGCGUAUAAGGCCAAUGCAGCUGAUGACAAUGCCAAACGUCAAAAAUUUGUUGAAUCAUCUGCCUACCACCUGUUUCGAUUAGGACGUCAGCAUUUCGAUUAUCGAUCAAGUCGAUGGGCACAACUUCAACACAAAAUGUCACAUAUGUCUGGUGGAUCAUUACUGAUUGCUGGAAAACGUAUGGGAAAUUGUAUAUCACUGGCAUACAUCUUUGUAAAACUAUUGUAUUUAACUAAUCUAUUCGGCCAGUUGAACAUAAUACGUACAUUUUUAGGUUAUCAUGGAAAUUUAUUUUCUUUCGGUCAACGAUUAAUCGGAACACUGACAUCAAGACAUGAAUGGACUGAAAGUGAAUUCUUUCCACGUCAAACCUAUUGUCCAGUGCAUGUUCGUCAUCUUGGUCCUAAGAAUAAUGUAUUCACUGCAAUCUGUGCACUGCCUGUAAAUAUGUUCAAUGAAAAAAUUUACAUAUUUUUAUGGUUAUGGAUUGCUGUUGUCAGCAUUAUAACCAGCAUUACUUGACUUGUAUGGUUAAUACGUUUAUCACUACAAAAUCGUCAAAAUGCCUAGAUUCGUAAUUAUCUAAUUAUAUCAAUACACUCACAGAUAUUAGAUGCAUAUCAAAAUCAUAGUUUAACCUGUGAUGGUUGUAAUAUUGACAUUGAUGAUCCGCGUAUUGAACACUUCAUCACAGAAUUUGUUAAAAAUGAUGGUUUCUUUUUAUUACGCAUGAUACGAAACAAUGCUGGUGAUGUAGUGACAGCAGAAAUUUUAAAUCAAUGGUGGCAUAUGUUUAUUAAUUAUCAAAACGCCCGAUCGGAACGAGAGAAUCGACUGGAAUUAUUAAGGAGUGGCAAAGAUAUAACUGAGAAACAUUAUGGUUUUUCUGAAUUACAAGAUAAUAAUUCCAUGAUCGCUCCUACCGCACCAAUGGCAAGCAAUCCUAAUAAAUCCAAUGUCAAUUUUGUCUAAACUGAUGUAUGCAUUCAGUUGACAGUGAUUUGUAUAAAGUCGGAAUGUGUUUCCUAAACUCUGUUUGUAAUACGCAUUAUGUAGUCGAUGGUGUUUGCUUUCUUUGUUAUAGAAGUAAUGAUCACCUUCGAGAUAAACAAAUUCUCUUGAAUAUUCUCUUAAAGACAGAUCCCAGUCUCUCUCUCACUCCCACUCUCUGCCUUCUUUGUCCAAAUUUAUUAUACAAUGUAAACUUAGGAAUCAAAAGUGACGAGAUACUUCUUUUUUUUAAUUGAUUAUGUAAUCUUUUUUCACAUAAACCUACCUUUUCAACUAUGAUUUGAAAUAAAAC
Messenger RNA from Trichobilharzia szidati, 1677 nucleotides. The record is from the annotation of a GenBank genome assembly. Lineage: Eukaryota; Metazoa; Platyhelminthes; Trematoda; Strigeidida; Schistosomatidae.